CAGUGAAUUACUCGCAGACGUCGCCUCACAAACACCUGAAGUGGGUUUAACUAAAAAUGAAAAUUUUGAUCAUUAUAUACUGCUCGAUUGUAAUGGUAAACCUUUGGACGCUCCCCCCCCUACAAGCGCUCCGACAAAAAAAACCUCAUCAGCAGCAGUGACAGUUGGUCCAGUUCUCGCUUCAUCUUGUAAAGAACUACUGGAGAGGAACAGAUCUCUCCCAAAUGUUGUUUACAAGUUACAAAAUGUCUCGCUCGAGCAAUAUGAUGUUUAUUGUCACAUGGAUGCAAUAUCUGGGUGUGGAGGAGGAGGCUGGACCCUACUGAUGAAAAUUGAUGGCAAUCAGAACGAUUUCAACUAUAACUCUUCAUACUGGACCAACAAGGUAGCCUACGAAGUCAAAGAUGGUCUUGAAGGCUUGACAGAAAAACAAACAAAGUUGGCUUCCUACUGGAACACACCAUUCAGCAAGAUUUGCCUCGGAAUGAAAGUCAAUGGUCAGACAAGAUGGAUAGCGCUGGACUACGCCGCAAGUUCGUUAUACAACGUGAUCAGAAAUGAAAUUUUUAAAAAUACAAGUGUGGGGAAGAAUAAAUGGAAAUCUCUUAUCGAUGGUUCAGUUUUGCAGCCUAAUUGUAACCAAGAAGGAUUUAGUAUUAAUAUAAAAUAUGAAAAAAAUAUGAAAGAAAAAGGAAAAACCUAUGUUUAUUCAAGCUAUCUUCGGGUCCGAAUUGGUAUCGUGGCAAAUAAUCAAGACGACUGCAAAAGUUGUGACUCGUGUAUUGGUUUUGGUACUUCAGCUGGAUGUAACAAUGAUAUAAGAAAAACAACAUGCGGCAAUAUGGCCAUUUGUAAUAACUUAAACAACAAAGACACUGCAGCAUUUGGAUUCAUACUUGUAAAUUAGUCUCACAAGAGGCCUCACAGAAGCAUAUUAACUUAAUUGUUGAACCAAAUCUUCAUGAAAUCAACACAUCAACAUGAACCUACGAUAGUAUUUCUAUAUCGAGUCUAGUUCUUUGAUAUCCUACAUGUAUAACCACCUAUUAUAGGUAUAUAGGCAUAUAUAAUUUAAAGAUCUAAAAUAGAGCACGCAAAGAAUGUUCGUUAUGCAUGUACAUAUAAUGUAUACGCUACAGUAUUAAAUGGAAAUUUCAAUAUUCAAAUAGAUUAGGAUAU
Dendronephthya gigantea is the source of this 1179-nucleotide messenger RNA. RefSeq lists its product as uncharacterized. The transcript is spliced from 5 exons. Lineage: Eukaryota; Metazoa; Cnidaria; Anthozoa; Malacalcyonacea; Nephtheidae. The coding region runs from base 281 to 907 and encodes 208 amino acids. The record is from RefSeq and is a predicted model, not a curated record.